CCCCCCCGGGAGCGGCCCCGGGGCCCCCCCCGCCAGCGCCCCCCGCCCCCAGGCGGCCCCAAAACCCCCCCGGGCACCGGCCGCUCCGGUCCCGUCCGCUCCCCGCCGGGCUCUCCAUGAGAACCGAGCCCCGAUGGCCGCGCUCCCGAGCGCCGGGAUCAAGCGCAAACCGGAGGAUGCGGGACCGGGAUCGGGAUCGGCCGCGUCCAGCGGCGCCGCCUCGGACGACGAGAUCGCCACGAGCGACAGCGGCGACAGCUGCGACAGCGGCGGCAGCACCGGGAGCGCCGCCCCCCCGUCCAUCCUGCGGCGCUCCCGGGCGCGCCGGGGCGGGAAGCGCGUGCGCUUUGCCCAGGUCACCGUUUAUUACUUUGCCCGGCGCCAGGGCUUCACCUGCGUGCCCAGCGCCGGGGGCAGCUCCCUGGGCAUGGCCCCGCGGCACCACCGGGCCCGCAGGUACAGCCUCAGCCAGUUCGCCCACCUGCGCCAGGUGAGCCACCGGCAGCACCUGCAGCAGCACCUGCGCCGCGAGAAACUGCGCGCCAGGAGGAGAGAGCUGACCCAGAACGGGACAGUGCCCUCGGCCGAGGCGGCGGGGCUGACCCUGGCCGACGUGUCGGACGAUGACCUGGACGUGGGCCAGGUGGAGGUGGGCGAUUAUUUCUACCUGCAGCCGCUGCCCACCAAGCGGCGCCGGGCGCUGCUGCGCGCCUCGGGCGUGCGCAGGAUCGACGCCGAGGAGCGGCAGGAGCUCCGCGCCCUGCGCCUGUCCCGCGAGCAGUGCGGCUGCCACUGCCGGCUGACCUGCGAGCCCCGAACCUGCGCCUGCAGCCAGGCCGGCAUCCAGUGCCAGGUGGAUCGCACUUCGUUCCCGUGCGGCUGCUCCCGGGACGGCUGUGGGAACGUGGCCGGGCGCAUCGAGUUCAAUCCCCUGCGCGUCCGCACGCACUUCCUGCACACCCUGAUGAAGCUGGAGCUGGAGAACCGGCGCCAGGAGGAGGAGGAGGAGGAGGAGGAAGGAGCUGCAGGCCCCAGCUGGCCGCCCCCCCAGCCCCCCGAGACUCAGGACUUCCAGGAGUACCUGGCGGAGAACGAGCGGGCGGUGCUGCACCUGCAGACGGCCGAGGAGCUGGAGAGGCUGAAGGCUGAGGAAGACUCUGGAAGCGGCUCCGGGGGAGAGGGGGGCGGGCUCUGCGUGCUGGGGGAGCACCUGGAUGACGCCUGGCAGGUGAAACCUGCGCCGUGCCCCGGGCUCAGCUCCACCCUCCUGAUCCCGGCCCAGUUCCCGCUGGAAUCUCCUGUGCUCUGCUACCCCCAGGGGCAGCCGGCCCAGGGCGGCUCCUCCCAGCCCUACCUGCCCGAUGCCCCUGGGCUCUUGUGCCAGCUGGAGCCACGGGCGGCUGCCAAGGGUGCCAGUGGGCACGGGGAGCACCCAGCUCCAGCCUCCAGCGCCCCCGGGAAGGAGCUGGGGGUGCCGCCUGUCCCUGCGGCUGCGAGCAAGGAAGGGGCGCCCCAAAAUCUCCCAGAGCACCUGGAGCACCCCCACCUGCCCGUAUGAGUGGCCUCAGGCCCUCUGGCUCCAUUAUUUAUUCCAUGGAUUGAUUAUUUAAUUGGUGGGGGCUGCUCUGGACAGAGGAUUGACCUGGCCCAGGGCCAGGAGUCCUUUUCUCACCUGGUGGGGGUCACCUGUGCCAGGACUCACCUGAGCUGCAGCCUCUGGGAUCCUUCCUGUUCUCCAUCCCACCUGGCAGAGAUCACCUGAGCCAGGACUCACCUGAGCUGGAGCCUCCUGGAUCCCACAGCAGCUCUGUCCCUGUGGCUGCCUCCACUUUCCUUGGUUUUAAGGGAAAAUCCGUUUUUUCCCUAAUUCCUGUUUGUUUAAUGAAUGUCUCACCUGGGCCACCUCAUCCAAGGUGAUGCUUCCACUCACCUGCAGCUGGGAUGGAUUGGGAAACACCUGGAACUGGCACAAGAGACCCAAGACUGGAGUCCCCAAACUCACCUGGAAAAUUCUGGGGGGGGGGUUGAACCAACUUCACCUCCUCGUUGGCUCCUCCAUCGCCUGGAACUGAUCACCUGUACCUGUGGGAACCUUCUGGAACAUUCAUUGCCGUGAAUUGCAGCUGCUGAGGGGAUGGAGCUGCCCCUGCAAGAAGCAGGAUUUGGGAUGUGAGGGUGCAGGAGCGUCCCUGGCCCACUGCAGGUGAGCUCUGGGCAUCCAGGUGAGCAAUUCCAGCAGGAGCAGAGCCCUGCAGGUGUGCCCAGGUGUCCCAUGGAUGCAAUGUCUGAUCCCUGAGCUCUCAGCUGCCUCCUUGUCCAUCCAUCCAUCCAUCCAUGCAGGUGGCCUCACCUGGCUGUGUUUCCCAAAGAACUGUUCCUGCCUCUGCAGCCCUCAGGAUCCAUCCCACGGCGCCAGCAGAGCCCUGCAGGUGUGCACAGGUGUGCACAGGUGUGCACAGGUGUGCAGCUCCUGCUCUUCCUGGUGCACCUGAAUUCCCUGUGCUGCUCCUCAGGUGCUUCCUGCUCACCUGUGCUCCCUCUGCCUCCGGGCAUCUCCACUGGCACCAAACUGGUCAGACUGGCAUGGAUUCAGCCUCUCCAGGUGUGGAUUCUCCAGACUCACCUGGUCCUUCCAGCCCUUCCUUGGAUGGGAUUCAUGGGACACCCACCUGUGCUCCAGACCUUCCUGGGCUCUGCCUUGGGGUGAAACUUCUCAUUUCUGGGGCUUUUCCCUCUUUUAUGGCAUCAGCCUGGCCCAGGAGCAAUUCCAGCCUGGGAAGAGGCAGGAGAGGGGGAAAUUUGGGAUAUGAGCUGGGGCUGCCCUGCUCUGCUGGCUCUGAGCCCCGGGGCUUUGCUCACCUGGAUUCUGGGAUCUGCUCACCUGCUUGGGACUGAGCCCCAAAGCCUGCAUUCUGCUCACCUGGACCCUGCAGACUGUGGGAUCUGCUCACCUGAGCACACCCAGGAUCUGCUCACCUGCUUGGGACUGUGCCCCAAGACCUGCAUUCUGCUCACCUGGACCCUGCAGACUGUGGGAUCUGCUCACCUGAGCACACCCAGGAUCUGCUCACCUGCUUGGGACUGAGCCCCAAAACCUGCAUUCUGCUCACCUGGACCCUGCAGACGGUGGGGUCUGCUCACCUGGACCCUGCAGACUGGGAUCUGCUCACC
Messenger RNA from Agelaius phoeniceus (red-winged blackbird), 3171 nucleotides. Lineage: Eukaryota; Metazoa; Chordata; Aves; Passeriformes; Icteridae. The record is from RefSeq and is a predicted model, not a curated record.